CUGAUCUCUACAUAAAGUCAGAUAGUAGAGUUGUGUUGUCUGUUGUUCACCCCGAUCGCAAACAACCAACAUUUUCAAGUAUCCUAUCACUCGACAUUUACACAUUUAACAUCACGUGCCUGUCUGAUUCACAAGUAUAAAAGGAGAGAGGUGCAUAUCACUAUAUCAUCCGGUAAAUUAUCUAACUGAACACUUCCGCAUCGAAUCAAACGCAAUGAGCAGAACAGCUUCCAAACACGCAUUCACCGAAUCGAGAGCUAGACAGAAUUUCGCUACGGAAUGUGAAGAUGCCAUCAAUAAACAAAUCAACAUGGAACUACAAGCUGCCUAUGAUUACAUGGCAUUCUUCACUUACUUCGAUCGAGAUGAUGUGUCAUUUCCGAAAGCAGCUGAAUUCUUCCGGAAGGCUUCACAUGAGGAACGUGAACAUGCUGAGAAGUUGGCCAAAUAUCAGAACAAACGUGGUGGUCGUGUUCAGUACAGUGACAUCAAGUGUCCGACCAAGACAGAAUUCAGUGGUCUGGAGGAUGCGAUGAAUACUGCAUUGUUAAUGGAGAAGGCAGUGAAUGAUUCAUUAUUAAAAUUGCACGAAGUUGCUUCAAAGAACAAUGAUCCAGCAUUGACAGAUUUUAUUGAAAGUGAAUUUCUUCAUGAACAAGAAGAUGCAAUAAAGCAGUUCGCUGAUUAUUUAACAGAGAUACAACGAGUUGGUAAAGGACUUGGAGAAUAUCUAUUCGAUAAAUUAACAUUAACAGAAUGA
Schistosoma turkestanicum is the source of this 760-nucleotide messenger RNA. Lineage: Eukaryota; Metazoa; Platyhelminthes; Trematoda; Strigeidida; Schistosomatidae. The record is from the annotation of a GenBank genome assembly.